AUGGCAGCGGAGCCGCCGCCGUCCAGCCUCGCCUACCGCACCACGGGCUCCACCUGCCUGCACCCGCUCAGCGAGCUCCUGGGCAUCCCGCUGGACCAGGUGAAUUUCGUGGCUUGCCAGCUGUUUGCUUUGUUUGCUGCUUUCUGGUUUCGCAUCUACUUAAGUCCUGGUAAAUCCAGUUCUGAUGUCCGGCAUGCAUUUGCCACCAUUUUUGGCAUCUACUUUGUUAUCUUUUGUUUUGGCUGGUACUCUGUGCAUCUUUUUGUGCUGGUGUUAUUGUGCUAUGGAAUCAUGGUCACUGCAAGUGUAUCCAAUAUUCACAGAUACUCCUUUUUUGUAGCAAUGGGAUACCUUACAAUAUGCCACAUCAGCCGAAUAUACAUCUUUCACUAUGGAAUUCUCACUACAGAUUUUUCUGGGCCUCUAAUGAUUGUCACUCAGAAGAUUACAACCCUGGCAUUCCAAGUUCACGAUGGAUUAGGUCGAAGACCUGAAGACCUCUCUGCUGAGCAGCAUCGACUUGCUGUGAAAAUGAAACCCUCCUUUUUGGAAUACUUAAGCUACCUUCUCAAUUUCAUGAGUGUCAUAGCUGGCCCUUGUAACAAUUUCAAAGACUACAUAGCCUUCAUCGAGGGGAGACAUACACACAUGAAGUUGCUGGAAGUGAAUUGGAAGCAAAAAGGUUUCCACGGCUUGCCAGAACCUUCUCCCACUGGAGCUGUGAUACACAAGUUGUGCAUUACCUUGCUGUCUCUUCUUUUGUUUUUGACACUCACGAAGACCUUCCCUGUCACUUGCCUUGCUGAUGACUGGUUUGUCCAUAAAGCAAACUUUCUGACUCGACUGUGCUACUUGUAUGUUGUCAUGCAAGCCUCAAAGCCCAAGUAUUACUUUGCCUGGACAUUAGCUGAUGCAGUGCAUAAUGCAGCUGGCUUUGGGUUCAGUGGAGUGGAUAAGAAUGGAAAUUUCUGUUGGGAUCUACUUUCUAAUCUAAACAUCUGGAACAUUGAGACUGCCACAAGUUUCAAAAUGUACUUAGAAAACUGGAAUAUUCAGACAGCUACUUGGCUAAAGUGCGUGUGCUAUGAGCGGGUUCCACAGUACCCCACGGUGCUAACCUUCAUCCUGUCUGCUUUGUGGCACGGUGUCUACCCUGGGUACUAUUUUACCUUCUUAACUGGAGUCCUUGUCAGAUUCGCAGCUAGAGCGGUAAGCUUCCUUUGG
This is a messenger RNA of Galeopterus variegatus (Sunda flying lemur), 1224 nucleotides long. RefSeq names its product membrane bound O-acyltransferase domain containing 1 (gene MBOAT1). Gene Ontology annotation, cellular component: membrane. Gene Ontology annotation, biological process: lipid modification. The record is from RefSeq and is a predicted model, not a curated record. The annotation marks the transcript as partial. Gene Ontology annotation, molecular function: acyltransferase activity. NCBI's taxonomy places the organism in Eukaryota, Metazoa, Chordata, Mammalia, Dermoptera, Cynocephalidae. The transcript has 11 exons.